AUGAAGUCGUCUCUUCUCCAGCUGGAUCCUCUGGGGGAUGCACUUCUGAUUUUGCGGUGUCCCAAUGAGCAAAGGAUCCCUCCAGCCCACGAUCGAGAAGCAUCGGAUAGCGGCGAGCCUGAUGAAGCCACCUCAUCCGAAGCAAAGAAGAAGCAUAGUAUCAAGUCACCCAAGACAUGGCAGGAUCUCGAGUCUUUGUCGCCGUAUCUCGACAACGGCGAUGCGAAUGAGAUACAAUUCAGAGUAUCGACUAGGCAUCUGUGUAUUGUCUCUCCAGUCUUCAAGGCCAUGAUAGAGGGAAAGUACAAAGAGUCUCAGCCUAACAAUCAAGGGCUCCUAGAGAUCGGCGCAUCGGACUGGAAUGCUCAUGCACUUAUUAUCUUGCUGGAUAUUAUCCAUGGCCAUCAUUACCAAGUGCCCAGAAAGCUCGACGUGGAAGUUGUGGCUCACAUUGGGCUGCUAGUUGACUACUACGACUGUCUCGAGGUUGUUCAGAUCUUCUUCGAUAGAUGGCGUUUGGGCAUUCUCGACUGGACUACAGAUUUCUGGGGGCCGGUUGUUGGACAUCCUGCUAGUAAAAGAAAGUCGUUUGGUAGAAAUGGAACGCUUUUACUAUUCAUCGCUUGGGCUUUUCGAUGUUCAUCAGCAUUCUCAGGGCUUAGCAGCUGGGCUAUUGUGAACACAGAGGGUGUUAUUGAAACGGAUCUACCCAUACCGACACAAGUCCCUGCCAAGAUUGACGAAAAGCGGGUUGAAUUCAUAGAUCAACUCUUUUCCAAACUUUACGGCCUGCAAGAGGACCUCGUGGUAGGCCGAGUCGGUUGCUCACUGGAGUGUUCCUGUCGGCUUCUCGGCUACCUGAUGAAGCAGAUGCGGUCAAGUAAUCUCCCAGCUACAAAGCCAGACAAGCCAUUUACAGGAUGGAGUAUACCAGGCGUGGUUGAGAUAAUCCGGAGCAUUAAGACUCCGACAUGGCGGAAUAGCAGCCCCGCUGAUCUUUGCAGUCUUGAGGCGCACUUGUAUUCAGAUUCAGACAAUCUGGAUGUACAAGUGCCUGGUCUGAAGAUCGGCGAUUUUCAGGGCCUGGCGUUAAGGCCAUGGAGUGGGCAAUACAGUUACAGUUAG
Messenger RNA from Fusarium sp. VM40, 1125 nucleotides. NCBI's taxonomy places the organism in Eukaryota, Fungi, Ascomycota, Sordariomycetes, Hypocreales, Nectriaceae. The record is from the annotation of a GenBank genome assembly.